Messenger RNA from Erythranthe guttata (spotted monkey flower), 1018 nucleotides. Its product is annotated as Ribosomal L28 family. Gene Ontology annotation, molecular function: structural constituent of ribosome. The record is from RefSeq and is a predicted model, not a curated record. Gene Ontology annotation, cellular component: mitochondrial large ribosomal subunit. Lineage: Eukaryota; Viridiplantae; Streptophyta; Magnoliopsida; Lamiales; Phrymaceae.
AUUACUACGGAAUCACACUGAACAGAAGAAGAGGGGGCCUCAAAACCCUAACACUAAACCCCUAAUCGGAAAAUACUGAAUUUCAGAGGAAAGGAAAUUACUACUCAAUAAUGGCGUUCAGGUCAAGGGAAAUGAUGAAGAAAAUUGUGAAGAAAAUCGGCGGAGAACAGAAUUUAGCGCCGGGGGUAAAAGAUCAGCUGAAGAAAGCGAUGCCGGAUAGCAGAGUCGUAAUGGGCCGAGCUCAGCGCGGACUUUUCGCCGGCCGUCAUAUCCAGUUCGGCAAUCGCGUCAGUGAAGACGGUGGCAACAAGUCGAGGAGGCACUGGAAACCGAACGUGCAGGAGAAGAGGCUUUUCAGCUACGUCUUGGACAGGCAGGUUCGAGUCAAAGUAACCACGCACGCACUGCGGUGCAUAGACAAGGCGGGCGGAUUCGACGAGUACUUGCUCAAGACACCGUACCAUAAAAUGGAUACUGAAAUGGGACUUUACUGGAAAACAAAGAUCGAGAAAAUGUACGAAGACCUCGGUGAAAUGGAGGUUGUUUUCUUUUCUCCAGAGGACGAGUCCAAUUUAGAGAAGCAAUUCGGAGAACUCAAAUUGGAGAAAAAGGCUGCACGAAGAGAAAUCCGGAGGAAGAUGUACGGUACCACUUCCAAACAAGACUCGAUCAACGAUGAGGCGGAGUUUGCGGGACCCACCGAAGGUGCUCCGAAAAGUGAAGACGAUGACGAACCUCUCGUGGCCAAUGCCUGAUUUUUGCGUAUGCUCUAAUCUCGAUUUUAUUUUAUUCUAGAAAUUUACCAAUUACGGUUUUGGUGGCUGAUAUCUGUUAAGACUAUGAAAAUGUAUGGUGGUUCUUUUUAAUUUUUUUUUUUAAUGUUUUUAGUUUCUUGUACAUUUAUGGUUGAACUUUUUGAAACUGGAAAACUUGUAUGCUGCAAGAUUCUUGCAAGUGCUACUUUACAUAUGAUUAUCAGUGCCAACAACUAUUUCCCCUUAAUUAAGGCCUCGUUUGG